GCAACUUGACAAAAUCACUGACAGCAAUCAGACCAAAUAGAAUAAUAAAACAAUACUUGACGUGAUUUUCACCUCAAACUCAGUUUUACUGGCCCGACGUACAUAUUUCAAAAGGAUUUGUCAGCAGAUGGGAUCGGAAGCGACUCUUCGUUAUCACUUUCGGCCUUGAGCGCGCCGUCAAUCAUUGACGUGCGGCUCAUUUCGAUCCCGGCCCGCACCCGACGUCAAAUGAGCGCUCACCCGCCAAGUCUCGCCAAACGCUCGCCGGACUGAAGGACGGACGGACGGACGGACAUGGCGCUCGGAACCGCCGCUCGGGCUCUUGGCGCCGCCUGCCUCCUGUGUGGCCUCGUGCUGUGCGCGCCUGGGGAAAUAUUACAAGACUUUGACGUCGACGGCGGACGAGAUUUGGACAUUUUCGAAAUUAAUGAAGAAGCAGGAUUACGUCUGGUAGAAGGCGACAUCGUGCUCGGCAAGAACCAAAUGAGGAACUCUAUCAUCGGCGAAGAGUACAGGUGGCCCACGACCAUCCCGUACUACAUGGAGGACGACCUCGACGUCAACGCCAAAGGCGUGAUCCUGAAGGCCUUCGAGCAGUACCGCCUCAAGACCUGCAUCGACUUCAAGCCGUGGAGCGGAGAAGCAAACUACAUCUCCGUCUUCAAAGGCAGCGGCUGCUUCUCCUCGGUGGGCAACCAGCGCCUGGGCAAGCAGCGUCUGUCCAUCGGCAAAAACUGCGACCGCAUCGCCACCGUCGAACACGAGUUCUUGCACGCUUUGGGCUUCUGGCACGAGCAGUCCAGAGCGGACCGGGACGACUACGUGCAAAUCGUGUGGGACCGCAUCUCAGCCGGCCGGGAGCACAACUUCAAGGUCCACAACGACACCACGUCCAGCGCGCUGGGCGUCCCGUACGACUACGGCUCCAUGAUGCACUACAGCAAGACGGCCUUCGGCAAAGGCUCCGAGGCCACCAUCGUCACCAAGAUCGGCGCCUUCGCCGACGUCAUCGGCCAGAGGAUGGAGUUCAGCGACAGCGACCUGCUCAAGCUGUCCCGCCUCUACAACUGCACUCGGGGUUCCACCUUCCUGGACUCGUGCGACUUUGAACGGGAGAACAUCUGCGGGAUGAUUCAGGGGGCGGGGGACCAGGGGGACUGGCGCAGGCUAUCUGAGGCGGCGGGGGGGCCCCACACAGAUUACUCCAACAUGGGAAAAUGCACCGGUUCGGGCUAUUUCAUGCACUUCAGCACGAGCGCGGCCAACACCGGCGACACGGCCCGCCUGGAGAGCCGAAUCCUGUACCCCAAGCGGGGCUACCAGUGCCUGCAGUUCUUCUUCUACAACAGCGGCGGCCCGGGGGACUCGCUCAAGAUCUUCGCGCGGGAGUACGACAAGGCCGACCCCGCCGGGACGCUGCGCUUGAUCGCCACCGUCGACGGAGCGCCUCAGGACCUGUGGCAGCUGCACCACGUCAGCCUGAAGGUCGCAAAGAAGUUCCGCGUGGUCUUCCAGGGCGUCAAGGGAGGGGCGGGUCCGUCGUCGGGCGGGCUGUCUCUGGAUGACAUCAACAUCUCGGAGACGGCGUGUCCCGAGUUCACGUGGCGCGUCCAGAACUUCAGCCACGUCAUGGAGAACACGCGCUUGGGCGCCGCCAUCUACAGCCCGCCCUUCACCUCCAAGGAGGGCUACAGCUUCCAGAUGAAGCUCUACCCCAGCGGGAAGAGCGACUCCCCCGGGCGAAUGGCCGCCUACGUCAACCUGGUGGCCCGCGAGGGGGACCGAGGCCAGACGUGGCCUUGCCGCUGGAAGCAAAUGACCAUGACGCUCAUGGACCAGCACCCUCACAUCCAGAAGCGCAUGUCCAACCAGCGCAGCGUCACCACCGACCCCAAGAAGACUUCUUCAGGCAACAAGCUCUUCUGGGACGACCCGCGUAAGGUGGGCGCCGAGGUGACGGACGCGGACGGCUCCAAGUACUUCCGGGGGCCCGGCACCGGCACCUCGGCCUACCUCACCCACCUGAGGGCCAAGAGCAGGGACUUCAUCAAGGGAGGCGACGCCAUCUUUCUGCUCAGCAUGGAGGACGUGUCUCACCUGACCGAAAGCCAACCUCGGCCUUUGAUCACCACCCCUUCGCCUCCCACCGGGUCGCCGCCGGACAUCUGCGCCUACGUGCAGUGCCAGAACGACGGCGUGUGCGUGCAGGAGAACGGGAAGGCUCUUUGCAGGUGAGAAACUACGGGAAAUACAAGCGUGUGACGUGAUUCGACUCGAACUUUCAGAGGCUCCAAGUCGGACAGCGGCACCCUCGCCUUGGCCUCCUCGUUGUCCGUGCUGGGAGUCAUGCUGGUGGUGACGGUGACCACCGCCGUUUGCCUGAAGAAGAAGUACAAGAAGCGCAGUUACGAGAACGGCCUGGGCAUCGGGAACAAGGGCCAAAUAGCCUGAAGUGCCGCACGAGGAUCACAAGCACGAGUCGUGAAAUGAUUCCAUU
This is a messenger RNA of Syngnathoides biaculeatus (alligator pipefish), 2497 nucleotides long. It is a transcript of the gene mep1bb, whose product is annotated as meprin A subunit beta b. The record is from RefSeq and is a predicted model, not a curated record. NCBI's taxonomy places the organism in Eukaryota, Metazoa, Chordata, Actinopteri, Syngnathiformes, Syngnathidae. Gene Ontology annotation, cellular component: membrane. Gene Ontology annotation, biological process: proteolysis. Gene Ontology annotation, molecular function: metalloendopeptidase activity; protein binding; zinc ion binding. The transcript has 14 exons.